AUGGUUCGGGUGCGGGCUGUGGUGAUGACCCGAGACGACUCAAGCGGCGGUUGGGUGCCCAUGGGCGGUGGUGGCCUGAGCCAUGUGACCAUCUGUAAAGUCCGGCACCCAGACGAGGGGCAAUGCCGUCAGUACCUGAUCAACGGGGAGCGCCUCCGGGACCAGACGACCAUCUUGGAGUGUGCCUUGAAAAGGGACCUCGUCUACAACAAGGUGAAUCCCAUUUUCCACCACUGGAAAGUGGGGGACAACAAGUUUGGCCUCACCUUUCAGAGCCCUGCAGAUGCAGCGACUUUUGAGAAGGGCGUGCAAGCCGCUCUGAAGGAGAUCACGGAAGGCUCCCUUUCAGCUACCUCCAGUGCCACUUCCUCCUCCGAGGAUGAAGCAGCUGGCCGGGACGAAGCCCUUACUGUGUGCACGGACAGCGAGUCCUCCUUGAACAGUCAGAAGGAAAUGCUCCCCAAGCCCAUCACCAUUGUGACCAGUGAGUCCUCCUCCACCUGCUUCAUUCGUACCCCCAUUUCUGAAGAGUUCCCCUUCAGUUCAACACAAGGGGCUGCCUCAGCUGGACCGGUGCAAGUCCCGCCCUUGCAGCAGCUGAGUCUCCCAGACGAGGAGGAGCUGGAGAGCAUCGCCCCUUGUCCCUGGGUCACCAAAGGCUACGAGGACUACCGCCGGGCCGUGGUUCAGAAGCACCAGCCGGACACCGAGAAGAUUGACCUGUGCGUGCACUUUGAGAAGGGCGGCAGAGGCAGCAGAUCCCCGCGGGAGAAGGAGCACAGCUUCCCACCGGGGGCCGAGGGGCGGCUCAAAGAUCCCAAGGCCUCUCCCUCCUGUCGGAUCCACGGGGCCCCUUCCCCUGCGAAACACAAGCCGUUGAAGGAGCCGCAGCCGCCGCCCCCACCGCCCCCCGGAGCCAUGGGCAUGGAAGAGGACACCGUGCCCUCGCGGUGCGUCUACUGCCGGGACGUCUUUAACAACGAGGAGAACGGGCGCGGGCAGUGCCAAGAUGCGCCGGACCCCAUUGGCCACUGCGUCUACCAGUUCACCUGCAUGUGGUGUGCCGAGAGCAUGCUGUACCACUGCAUGUCGGACUCCGAAGGGGAGUACUCGGACCCUUGUUCCUGCGACACCGGCCACCCACACUUCUGCGUCCGCUGGCUGGCCCUGGCCACCCUCUCCCUGGUGGUCCCGUGCAUGUGCUGCUACCUGCCCCUCCACGCCUGCUACUCGUGCGGGGAGCGCUGCGGCUGCUGCGGCGGCAAGCACAAAGCUGUCCGGUGAAACUGACGCCAGUCCCGGGCGCUCCGUUCCGUUUUUUGCCACCAGGGCCGCAGCGGGCAUAAGCCAGGCGGCUCUCCUCCGAGACGGAGGCUU
Molecule: messenger RNA, 1377 nt
Organism: Candoia aspera
Lineage: Eukaryota; Metazoa; Chordata; Lepidosauria; Squamata; Candoiidae
Gene: SPRED3
Product: sprouty related EVH1 domain containing 3
Exons: 5
Coding region: 1-1284 (427 amino acids)
Biological process (GO): multicellular organism development; negative regulation of MAPK cascade
Cellular component (GO): membrane
Molecular function (GO): protein kinase binding
Source: RefSeq, a predicted model, not a curated record